Messenger RNA from Didymella exigua CBS 183.55, 276 nucleotides. RefSeq lists its product as uncharacterized. Gene Ontology annotation, biological process: translation. Gene Ontology annotation, molecular function: structural constituent of ribosome. NCBI's taxonomy places the organism in Eukaryota, Fungi, Ascomycota, Dothideomycetes, Pleosporales, Didymellaceae. Gene Ontology annotation, cellular component: mitochondrion; large ribosomal subunit. The coding region runs from base 1 to 276 and encodes 91 amino acids. The transcript has a single exon. The record is from RefSeq and is a predicted model, not a curated record.
AUGUCGUACUUCAGGAUAACACUCAUGCGUUCCGGUAUCGGUAUGCCAGCCAAGACACAAGGUGUACUGAAGGCACUCGGCCUGAGGAAGCGCAUGACGACCGUCUACCACCCCGUAACACAGUCUGUCGCCGGUCAGAUCAUGAGAAUAAAGGAGCUUGUCGAUGUCAAGGAAGUCGAUCGCGCGUUGUCAAAAGAUGAGCAGAAGGCGGCGAGGCGGCCAGCGCCGGGGUACUACAUUGAGAGCAGGGCAGCACAGGCUAUGAAGGAGAUGUAG